Messenger RNA from Prunus armeniaca (apricot), 414 nucleotides. NCBI's taxonomy places the organism in Eukaryota, Viridiplantae, Streptophyta, Magnoliopsida, Rosales, Rosaceae. The record is from the annotation of a GenBank genome assembly.
AUGUUAACAACACUUGUGGGGCUAUCCGCAAGUGUUAACAACGUUUCCUCUCACCGCGCCUCCAAUUCGACUCGAUACACACAGCCUCUCGCCGUCGCCACUCCAAUUCGAAGAAGCCACUCACCGUCACCGCUCCGAUCAUUCUCUCGUGGCCGGCGCCUCUGUCUCAAUUUCAGAGAUGCUGAAAGCAAACAGCCUUCAAAGAAGUUCCGUGGAGUUCAUAAUUGCAUAAAAGGAGUCAAAGUAGUGGCUGCGGUGGGUGGAGGCACUUCUUCGAAGGCCCCCGUCCGCCGGCCUGCUGGCCCGAUCUGGAGAAUUCAUGUUCCGGCAGGCGGGCGAGACAGAAUGGUUUCCACAAUAUAUGCAAAAUUAUUUCAAAUACCAAAAGGAGCAAAAGUGGUUUCCCAUCCGUAA